UGCAUUCUUUUGGUUCCUCUUAAGACUGUCGUCGUCCUUUCUGUUGGCACUGGUUAAUCCACCUCAUUAUAUAUGUGGUUCUUGCAGAUCGUAUACAUCGUCAACCUGGUUGGCUCCAUCAAUCACUGAUUACAGCGACAUGGAUGCUGUGUGGUUCACCGUCUCUUUCCUCGCCAUCGCCGCCAUAGCCACCAAGAUCAUCGCAAAACGGCGAGCUACGACGUCUGCCCCAAGAAGCACCAUACCAGCUCCGCCAGUCGUGGAGGGCAGAUCCCUCGUGCGGUUCGUGCACACGCUUUUUACCAAAGGUCUGCGAGCCACGAUCCACGACGAGCACGCGAGGAUGGGGAGCGUGUUCACCGUAAGUUUCUUGGGACUGAUGAAGACGACGUUCCUGGUGGGGCCAGACGUGUUGAACCAUUUCUACAACGGGCCGGAGUCGGAUAUCAACCAUGGCAACAUGCUCGACUUCAUGGUGCCCAUGUUCGGCAAGGAGGUCGGGUACGGCGUCGAUUUCGCCACCCGGUACGAGCAGAUCCGCUUCUACAGCGAUCCGCUGAAACGCCCUUCCAAGCUCAGGAUACACGUCGACCCCAUCGUCCAGGAAGUAGAAGGUUACUUUGCAAAAUGGGGAGAGGAAGGCACAGUGGACCUGAAGCACGAGUUCAGCCAGCUGCUGAUGCUGAUAUCAAGCCGGUGCCUGCUCGGGAAGGAGGUCCGCGAGAAGAUGUUCGACGAGAUGCACGCUCUGUUCCACGAGCUGAAGAGCGGCAUGCGCCUGUCCAGCGUGCUCUUCCCCUACGCCCCCACGCCGACGAACCGCCGGCGCGACAGGGCGCGCGCCAAGCUGUUAAAGAUAUUCAGCGAGGUCGUGCGGUCCCGGAGGAGGCGGGGCGAGGAGGAGAAGGAGAAGGAGGAGGACGUGCUGCAGAGCCUGAUCGAUUCCAGGUACAAGGACGGGCGGGCCACGACCGAGGAGGAGGUCACCGGCAUGAUCAUCCUCCUGGUCUUCGGCGGGAUGGACACGAGCACGCUCGCCAGCACCUGGACCGGCGCGCGCCUGCUCAGCACCCCGGCGGCCAUGGCUGCCGCGGUCGAGGAGCAGAGGCGGAUCCUCACCGACCACGGGCACGGGGACCGCGUCGGCUACAGUGAAUUCAUGCAGAUGACCACCCUCCACUGGAGCAUCAAGGAGGCGCUGAGGAUGCACCCUCCGUCGGCGGUGUUCUUCCGCAAGGCGCGGAGGAGCUUCGGCGUACGGACGAGAGACGGCCGCGAGUACGAGGUCCCGGGUGGGCAUACGGUGGCGAGCCCCGUGCUGUUCAACAGCCACCUGCCUAGCGUGUACAAGGACCCCGACGUGUACGACCCGACCCGGUUUGGGCCUGGGAGGGAGGAGGACAGGGCCGGCGGUAAGUUCACCUACGAGGCGUUUAGCUGCGGGCGGCACAGCUGCGUCGGCGAGGCGUACGCGUAUCUGCAGAUCAAGGUGAUGCUCAGCCAUUUGCUGAGGAACUUCCAGCUCGAGCUCGUGUCCCCUUUCCCUCAGACAGAUUGGGGGAAGCUGGUGCCUGAGCCUAAAGGGAAAGUGAUGGUCAGGUACAAGAGGCAGCGCCUGCUCUCAGUGCCUAGCUAGUAGAAGAUGGCUAGUACAAGAAGAAACUAGUGUGGACGAAGCUGGGGAUGUGUGUGUUUAUCGGCCUGUACUGUAGCAUGUGUAAUUAUGUUUGCCUGUUUAAUCUCUAUGGCGAUCGGCUUAGAAAACCUGUUGACACUUGAAGUCCAUGCGCACCGAUCUACCUGUAUGGAGAUGAUGGACAAAUUUGCUAGUA
This is a messenger RNA of Zea mays, 1832 nucleotides long. RefSeq names its product obtusifoliol 14-alpha demethylase. Lineage: Eukaryota; Viridiplantae; Streptophyta; Magnoliopsida; Poales; Poaceae. Bases 140 to 1636 code for a protein of 498 amino acids. The transcript has 3 exons. Gene Ontology annotation, molecular function: iron ion binding; heme binding; oxidoreductase activity, acting on paired donors, with incorporation or reduction of molecular oxygen. The record is from RefSeq and is a predicted model, not a curated record.